UCAACAUUUAGGCGCGGUUGGUAGUCCUUCUUUUCAUGAACGCUUUCCUUCAUCUUCUUAAAACCAUCGUAUUCUCCUUGAACAUAUUGAACUCUCGUUAAAGACAUUCAAUCAUGGGUAAAUCAUCGAACCCACCUAUCACCCCGACGCGCAUCCCGCGCCCUUCCACCCCGCCCGGCGGCACAUCGCCCACACGCUCGAACCCUCGUCGCGGCAUCGGUCUCUUGCAAGCAGCCGGUCGAGGUGAUAUCUUCCGCAGCGGAUCUCGCUCAUCAGUAAUCGGUCAAAUUGGUGUUUGGCCUCUCAGCAUAACCGUCAACGAAUCUCACGGUUACUCUGUCGGACCUAUGCGUCCCGCUGCCCACCAGUCUGGCAUCCCCCCUCCCGUUAACGUAGCUUAUCAACAGCAUACUUCCAGACCCGCAUCGUCGCGCGGUCCAUCGGCUAGCAACACGACUGGAAGCCCCGAGUCGCAGCUGAACUAUGGCUAUGCAUCGGCCACUACAUCGGUCAGCCCUGAAGGAGCCCCGGGAAUUCGCCAUGUACCUAUGACGGGCGAUACCACCACCGUCGUAUCGUCGGCCACGACCGCCGUCGAAACACAAGGUGGAGUUAACACGGGCGCACCUCCGGUCCACCCCCCUCGAGUUCCUGGCAGCAGUCUACCAGUACGCCUGCCACAGCUGCGACCUCCCCCCACGCCCGAGGACAUCGCGUACAUCCCCGCCGACGCAUGGACCAGCCACGAGCUCAAGCUUCCCAAGGUCGCUCCCGCGAACUCAGACGACAGUCUCGGCUCGAAGCAUCGCGACAGCCUGGCCUUAGCCAGUGUUCAGAGCAUCCCUCGACUGACUCCCCCGGGUGCCAAGAAAGGCAAGUUUAGUGACUUCUUUGCGAAGGAGAACCCGGACAGCCCGCAGUCGGACAGCCCUAAGGUCUCGGAGGGCCAGAAGGCGCGCACAGUCUCAACGGGAAACUCGCAAGUCACGCGUGACUCGAGUGUUUUUGAGGACUGGCCUGUUCCUGUGGAGGUACAGAAGGGCAGCCCUGAGCUGGAAUACGUUGAAGAUGUUGCCGAAGAGGAGUCACCUGGUGCAGCACAGAAUAAGGAUUCAGAGCAGAAGGAGGUUGUCGAGUCACAAGAUGACGUUAAACACCAGGAAAACCUCGCUGAACUUGAAGGUGAUGGCCCGCACCCUGGUACAAAGGUAGAGCUGGGACCAGAGAGUGACCGUGGAAAAGAGGUUGCGGAAACCGAUGAGUCUAGCAUGUUGACAACUCUAGGGAUGGACGCUCUGGUCGAUGACACCUUUAAAUUCGUCCUGGCUCAGGAUUCAGCAACACGCGAUGCCCGACGCACAGGCUGGGUGGGUUUACCUCCAGUCAGUGAUCCCAAGAAUCCCCAGUCAGGAGAAGGAAGUGGUAGUGUGACCAAGCCACUCGAUCUACGCUCACAGCUUCCUGUGCCGACGCAGAAAGCCAGCGGAGAGAAAGGAGGCGGAAUCCCCAAGUCUCGCACGCGCAACGCGCUGAACCAUAUAACCACGUCGCUUUCACGCGCAUCACUAUCGAGUUUCCGAAUCCAUUCUCGUCGACACACACCGUCUGCCAUGACAAGUCCCAACGAAGACGAGUCCCCAGCACGCACGAUGCACUCCAGCGGCGAAAACCUGAUCUCGGCCCAGCAGGCCACCACGGCGCACCACCUCGACAGUGUGCGCCUGAUCUACGACGCGCGAGACACCGAAUGGUGGGCUGGUCGCUUCCUCGCCCUCGAAGACCGCUUCCGCGAAGAGAACCUGCGGCCGGAGAACAUGGCCGCGAUCAUCGCAUCUUCGACCAAGAUCCCAGGCCCAGUCGGCCGAUCCCACAACCCAGCUGGCCUGCCCUCAUCCAGCACCAUGGCCUGUUUCCCGUCCUCAUCAACAGCGCCCACCGCGCAUGAUUCCGGAGCGCGAGAGCGCGCAGCCCUCCUCACGGACGAAGACACCCGCACCCGUCGCGUGUUCUCACACCUGAAAGCACUCUGCAUGACGGACGCCGCGCGCAAGAGCCUCUACGCUUUCCAGCAGCAGUAUGCGCGUAACCAGGGCAAGGAGUCCCUCCUCCCGCCCGGCGGCACCAUGGUCGAUGAGCCGCGCAGCAAGGGCUUGCGUUGGGUUGGUCGUAUCUUUAGUGGGAAGGAUAAAGAUAAGAAGUUUUAGGUACGGACGGGUGCUUGGGGUCUAUG
Messenger RNA from Annulohypoxylon maeteangense, 2230 nucleotides. RefSeq lists its product as uncharacterized. The transcript has a single exon. The record is from RefSeq and is a predicted model, not a curated record. Bases 114 to 2204 code for a protein of 696 amino acids. NCBI's taxonomy places the organism in Eukaryota, Fungi, Ascomycota, Sordariomycetes, Xylariales, Hypoxylaceae.